AAUUGUCUCAAAUAGUUUAUAUUAAAAGUUGUCAAAAACUUAUUAACUUAUAAUUAUUAUAACUAUUAACUUUGUUAACUAAAUUAACAUUAAUAUGAAGCUGAUAUUAUUUUUAUUGUUUGCGAGUUUGUCGGCAAAUGCUUUCAAUGUUGAUCCCAUAUAUAACGGCACCACAUGGGUUGUGUUGGUAGCAGGGUCAAAUGGCUGGUAUAACUAUAGACAUCAGGCAGACAUAUAUCAUGCCUAUCAAGUGGUCAGAAAUCACGGCAUUCCUGAGAAAAAUAUAAUUGUCUUCCAUUACGACGAUUUGGCCCAUAAUUCCCAGAACCCAACCCCGGGUCAAGUGAUCAAUAAGCCGGGUGGUACUGACGUAUACCAUGGAGUGGCUAAAGAUUUUGUCGGCGCUGAUGUCACGCCAAAGAACUUCUUAGGAGUUCUCAGAGGAGACCAAGAGUUGGCUCAAAAGGGAAAGAAAGUGCUUCAGAGCGGACCCAAUGAUCACGUCUUCGUAUACUUUGCAGAUCACGGCUCCACUGACUUGAUUGCGUUUCCGAGCGAAUACUUAUACGGAGAGGACUUAAACAAAGCCCUGCAAUAUAUGUACGACAAUCACAAGUAUUCAAAACUAGUCUUUUAUUUGGAGGCAUGCGAAUCAGGCUCAAUGUUUAAUAAAUUAUUACCGAAAAACAUAAACAUUUUCGCCACAACUGCAUCGAAUCCCACGGAAUCGAGUUAUGCCUGUUAUUAUGACUCCAAGAGACAGACAUAUCUGGGAGACGUCUAUAGUGUGAAAUGGAUUGAAAACAGUGACCGAAGAAGUUAUGGAAAUGAGACACUUUCUGAACAGUUCACGAUUGUUAAGAAGGAGACGAAUACUUCUCAUGUCCAGGAAUACGGGGACCUAUCCAUUGGCAACCUUCCUCUCACUCAGUUCCAGGGACCCAAGAAUUCAUUCCAUCAGUUGAUUGGUGGGGAUGAGGUGACACCGGCUGUCUUUACAACCGUUGACAGUGGAGAUGUGCCCAUACAUGUCCUCAAAAAUAGGAUCCAGGCCACCACUGAUCCCGAGGAUAAAAAGCUUCUAACCACACAAUUACAACAACUCAUUGAUGGCCGAGAGUUUCUUAACAACCAUUUCACUCAAUAUCUGAAUAGUAUUCAACAUUUAAUUGGUAAACAAAUUGAUGUAAUGGUCAACAAAAAGCAAGAGCUCAGUAACAGACAGUGUUAUCGGAAACUAGUGGACGCUUUCCAUCAAAAUUGUCUUAAUCUAAACAAAAAUCCAUUUGUUUUACGCAAACUUCACAUCUUAGUGAAUGUGUGCGAAGAAGUGAGUCGUGGAGCAGAUGUGGACAUCAAAGUAAAGGAUGCUUUCGACCAUCUGUUGACUUAUUGUCACAAUAAUCUUCAAACAGGUUAUCCCCAACCCAUUGAAUAAAUUCAAAACUGUUAUACAAUUAUAUAAUA
This is a messenger RNA of Oppiella nova, 1467 nucleotides long. The record is from the annotation of a GenBank genome assembly. Lineage: Eukaryota; Metazoa; Arthropoda; Arachnida; Sarcoptiformes; Oppiidae.